GGAUUCCCCCUCUGCCCCUUAAAGAACUCAAGCUCAACAUCCAUCGAAGAAGUAUUCUUGGACUGAAGACACACUUCACUCCCUCGUGACAAACUUCACCCUCGCUCAACCAAACACCAAGGACCCAAAAAAUGGCAAUGGCAAACCCAACACCUUCCCCGCCUUCACCACCCCGCCUCCGAAUCCAAACACGUCCCCGCCGCCUCUCAAAGUUCACCGAAGGCAGCGAACUCACGCGCCCAGAACUCCUACAAAGAACACCAACCUCCAACUCACACUUCUUCCACAUCCUAUCCGAGAUGGACGCCCACGAAGCCGCUCGACGCUCAUCACGAUCACCGACCACUCCCCCAACCCAAUUCGCCUCUCACAGCCACAGCCACAAUCACAGAAACUCAGAUUCCAGCUCCACUUCCUCGGUCGAUAGUUUCGCAAGUCCGGAUAAAGAGCGAGAGUUCGGGGGCGUGAAGGAGGGCAGGAGGAGUAUUACGUUUGGCAGGAAGAGUCUGAAUUUAGAUGACAGGCCGAUGAUGGAUGUUGCGGAGAAGGUUAGAGGGUUUAAGGGACGGUUGAGGGCUUUCACUGCGGGGAGGGCUGGGGAUGUGAAGCCUUAUCCUGGGACUUGAGUUUUGACCCGAAGGGUUUUCAUCAAUAUUCGAUGGGACGAACAAAGCAAUGGGAAUCAACGGAUGAUCCAAUUCUCGGGGUUCGGCAUGGAAGAGCAUUCGAAACGCGAAAGACGAGAUCAUGAAAGCACCGGCUUGAGAAGGUUGCCAGGGAAGGCGACCAAGACGGACGACGCCGAGG
This is a messenger RNA of Hyaloscypha bicolor E, 807 nucleotides long. RefSeq lists its product as uncharacterized. The coding region runs from base 132 to 626 and encodes 164 amino acids. NCBI's taxonomy places the organism in Eukaryota, Fungi, Ascomycota, Leotiomycetes, Helotiales, Hyaloscyphaceae. The transcript has a single exon. The record is from RefSeq and is a predicted model, not a curated record.